Molecule: messenger RNA, 2298 nt
Organism: Vanrija pseudolonga
Lineage: Eukaryota; Fungi; Basidiomycota; Tremellomycetes; Trichosporonales; Trichosporonaceae
Gene: LE14B
Product: LEC14B
Exons: 4
Coding region: 53-2230 (725 amino acids)
Biological process (GO): proteasome-mediated ubiquitin-dependent protein catabolic process
Cellular component (GO): Cul4-RING E3 ubiquitin ligase complex
Molecular function (GO): protein binding
Source: RefSeq, a predicted model, not a curated record
UUGACAUCUCUCCCUCUCUCGAACUUCGUCUCCACUCACACACUGCCUAAGAAUGAGUGGACCCUCUAGAGACUUGGAAGAGUUCUACAGCUCAAUCAUCAACUAUGACGACGACGACGAGGAAGACGACGACUUCGACCCCGAAUACAUCGACAACGACGAUAUCCACGAGGUGGUGCAUCUCGGAAUAGACGACGGCGAUGAAGACGACGACAUGGAGUUUGACGGCGAGGGCGAGGACGACGACGAGGAAGAUGAAGACGACGACGAAGACGACCCAGACUACCGCCCUAUCGUAGUCGAAGCCGACGACGAUGAUGAGUCAGACGACGACGAUGACAAUGUGCUGCGCAUCGGCGGACGGCAGCUUCUCGAGCUCCUGGCGCAGAUGAACUCGACGAACGGGAUCUCGUCGGAAGAUCACCGGUUCCUCAGCAACAUCUUCUCGAGCCCUGGCAUCUCGAUACCUGGACUCCGGAGGGCCCAGCAGCGCGAGCGGGGCGAGGACGGCGGGCCGCGCGCCGACUGGCGACCAAAACAGACCGAGCCGCACCCCGCCGGCGUGGCGCUCCUCCGGAGCGGCGAGUUCGGCCCCGUUGGCCCGUGGGCAGCACGCGACCCCCGCCUCAACAGCAGCAAGCGCCCGCACCGCCUCCGCCCAAGUGAGCGGUACGCGUGGCGGCGGGCGCGGGCAGCCGGAUCGCCCUUCCUCCCGCCGGGCGCCGAGCCCAUCAUCCCCAACACGCACGGCACGGUCGUCGCGUAUUAUCCCUCAGUUCCGUAUGUUGGACAGUUCUGCGGGCCAGACUAUGGCGUGUUCUACUCGGCUACUCAGUACUUUACGUUACAUCUGUACUCGACCACGCAGCCAAAGUCGCGCCGGCCGCGUCAACUCCCGCGCAGCCAGGUUGUCGCAGAGCCUGACACGCCCCCCGCCGAGGCGGAAGAUAGCGACGACGAUGAUGGUUGGGUCGGCGGCUGGCCGGGCCACCGCCGCCGGCCAACGGCUGCCGAGGACACGUCGAUGCGCAAGAUCAAGACGGUGCAGGGCGUCGAGGGACAGUGGACCAUUACCGACGCCGACGCCGACAGGAAGGGCGAGCGCAUGAUCUACUCGUCCAUCACGCCGUAUGUCCACAUGCUGAACACGGCCGAGCACGACGAGGACCACCACCAGCUGGACUUUACGUCGCGGACCGGGCGAGGAUACUAUGGCGGGAUGGACCACUUUGGUAUCUGGUCCAUCAGGUUCUCGGCGGACGGCAAGGAGAUUGUUGCCGGUGCCAGUGCUGGGCGAAUCAUGGUGUACGACAUCAACGCCGAUACACGAACACUGGCGGUGCAAGGCCACCGUGACGACGUCAACGCCGUGUGCUUUGCCGAUGAGAGCUCGACCAAUAUCCUGAUCAGUGGAAGUGACGACGGCUACGUCAAGGUGUGGGACAGGCGAUCGUUGUCGUCACACACGCCGUCUGGCGUGCUCGCGGGCGCGACAGAAGGCAUCACGUACACGGCGCCCAAGGGCGACGGUCGAUACAUUGCUGUCAACAGCAAGGACCAGGCGGCGCGACUGUACGAUUUGCGUAAGAUGCGCAGCUGGUCCGAGUUCGAGGACGAGCCAGACGCCGUCGAGCGCUGGGGUUGCCACCGGUUCGACUACCGGAGCAUGAGGUAUCCCCGUCCCAAGCUGCUCGCACACCCGCGCGACUGUUCCGUAAUGACGUUCCGGGGCCACUCGGUGCUGCGCACGCUCAUCCGGUGCCACUUCAGCCCAGUCGAGUCCACGGGACAGCAGUACAUCUACUCUGGGUCCGCCGACGGACUAAUCCAUAUCUGGUCGCUCGACGGGCGAGUGGUGCAGGUCCUCAACCGCGCCGAGUCGGUCAACUUGCGCGACGCGCAGGGACGGUACAACGACCCGUCCGCCCCAGAGCCGGUACGGCGCGGGCAGAGACGCGGCGCCAACGCGUACGAUACGCGCGGGCUGUCGUGGACGGUGCGCGACGUCGCAUGGCACGGCUUCGAGCCCACCCUUAUGAGCACGUGUUGGGAGGUUGAAGGGCAGCACCGUCACGGCGGCAGCAUUGCCAAGCACGAGUGGAAGGGGCUCGGCAAGGGCGGCCUCAAGCGGCUCGAGGACUGGGUCGACAAGGCUGCGGCCGAGGCGGCCGAGACGGAGCGGCUGCGGACGGCGAGCCCGCCGUCUCGCAUCCCGGGGGCGUGGUUCUAGGCGGGGAGGAGAGCAGCAGGGUUUCGGUUCGAGUAGUGUUGUACCAUGAUGCACCACUGUGCAGGCAA